Trypanosoma theileri is the source of this 1215-nucleotide messenger RNA. Its product is annotated as 2-amino-3-ketobutyrate coenzyme A ligase. Gene Ontology annotation, molecular function: pyridoxal phosphate binding; glycine C-acetyltransferase activity. NCBI's taxonomy places the organism in Eukaryota, Euglenozoa, Kinetoplastea, Trypanosomatida, Trypanosomatidae. Bases 1 to 1215 code for a protein of 404 amino acids. The transcript has a single exon. Gene Ontology annotation, biological process: biosynthetic process; L-threonine catabolic process. The record is from RefSeq and is a predicted model, not a curated record.
AUGUUCCGCACAGCACCAAAGCUUGCAAACCCCGCAUUACGUCAGGUGGCCGCCGCACAGAUUGCCGCAUCAAAGGAAGCAGGCACAUACAAAGUUGAGCGUGUCAUCACAUCGAAGCAGAGCGCCAAUAUUAAUGUGCAGAACACUGACCAACCUGUACUGAACUUUUGCGCGAACAACUACCUUGGACUUGCCGGCAACCCAGAGAUCGUGAAGGCAGCGAAGGACACACUUGAUACUCACGGCUAUGGAUUGGCAUCAGUGCGUUUCAUCUGUGGUACAACUGAUAUCCACAAGAAGCUUGAGGAUACCAUGACAAAAUUCCUUGGAACUGAAGACACUAUUCUCUACCCAAGUUGCUUCGAUGCCAACGCUGGUGUCUUUGAGGCACUACUUUCUCAGGAGGAUGCCAUUAUUUCUGAUGCACUGAACCACGCCAGCAUCAUUGAUGGUGUUAGGCUGUGCAAGGCUGAGAGACACCGGUACGCACACUUGGAUAUGACUGAGCUUGAGACCGCUCUUCAGAAGACACAGAAUAAGCGUAUUCGUCUUAUUGUGACUGAUGGUGUCUUCUCCAUGGACGGUGAUGUCGCACCACUUGAUAAGAUCGUGGCUCUCGCAGAGAAGUACAAUGCCAACAUCAUGGUGGACGAUUCACACGCCACAGGAUUUAUGGGUGAGGGAGGCCGAGGAACCCCAACACUCUUUGGAGUUGUGGACAAGAUUGAUAUCGUCAACACAACGUUGGGUAAGGCUCUUGGUGGUGCAAGCGGUGGUCUGUCAUCUGGAUGUAAAGAAAUUGUUGAUUUGCAGCGCCAGAAGGGUCGUCCGUAUUUGUUCUCCAACACAAUCGCACCUGCGGCAGUUGGCGGGACACUGAAGGUCAUGGAGUUGCUGCAAAACUCUGGUUCUGCACAGAAGAAGUUGCAGGAGAACACGCGGCUGUUCCGCACAGAGAUGAAGAAGGCCGGUCUGACUAUUGCCGGACAUGAUGAGUGCCCCAUCGCCCCCGUGAUGCUGUACGAUGCCCGCGUUGCCGCUGAGUUCGCAUCACGAAUGAUGUCGCAGGGCAUUUACGUCAUUGCCUUCAGUUACCCUGUGGUGCCAAAGGGACAGGCACGCAUUCGGGUGCAGUUGUCCGCAGCGCACUCCACCGAGGAUGUGAUGCGUGCAGUGGAGGCCUUCAAGACGAUCAAGAAGGAGCUUAAUGUGUAA